GGAAAAGGUCAGAGUGUGGCGUGGUGUGGUGUGACUUUCGAGUGGCACCGCUGAUGGGCCUUGUGGACUUCACUACCUGGCAACCAUCGGUUGGAUCCAUGUCAUGUUGCGCUCGACACAACCGCAGGUCUGCAGCACGAGACUAUGAGACCUUUGGAUUGAUUUGCAAGGCGUGACCGAUUUUAUUCGUAGAGCGCGUUGUGUCACUGUUGAAGGCUGCGAAGUUCGAGAUCGCCGCGCAACUCGCAACCUCAGCACGUUCCAUAAAUACCUCUUAUCACUUUUGCAUUUGAAGCUUAAAUGUUCGCAGCGGGCCACAUUCCAAACGCAUUCGGCAUCGCAUCAAUCCAGCCACUUAAGGUGGUGGCAAAGUAACCCUCGUAUCGGCGGUCAGCUUGCACUCGGGGCAGCGAUGGAGCCGCUACCAUUACCCCCCGCGGAGCUCAAAGCGCUGACGCCGUUCAUUCAGCGCAGCAAUGAGCUUCUCAAGGCGGACCCCAUCAUGUCAUACUGGUGCACUUUCUAUGCUGCGCAGCAAGGGAUCAGCGCUAAGCGGCAGGACAAAGAGUCCACCGAAAUGCUGAUGAAAGUGCUCGAUUCGCUCGAGGUGCGAAAAAUCGCACUAAAGCAACAACCCGCCAUCACGGACGACACGAUUGGGAACGCUUAUGUGGAAAACUUUGCGCUCAAGGUCUUCGUCGGCGCUGACAACGAAGAUCGCACGGGCAAGGCGACUCGGAAUACUGCCAAAAAGUUUAUCGCUGCCAGCAAUUUUCUUGAGCUGCUUAAGCUUUUCGGUGACCUCAAACCAGAGAUCGAGGAGAAGGUUAAAUAUGCAAAGUGGAAGGCAGGGGACAUUGCAAAAGCUUUCAGAGAAGGUCGCACACCGCAACCGGGACCGCCGGGUGGACUAGAGUCCGAG
Messenger RNA from Tilletiaria anomala UBC 951, 922 nucleotides. RefSeq names its product DUF605-domain-containing protein. The record is from RefSeq and is a predicted model, not a curated record. The transcript has 4 exons. The annotation marks the transcript as partial. Gene Ontology annotation, cellular component: multivesicular body. Lineage: Eukaryota; Fungi; Basidiomycota; Exobasidiomycetes; Georgefischeriales; Tilletiariaceae. Gene Ontology annotation, biological process: late endosome to vacuole transport via multivesicular body sorting pathway.